CAUAUUUUUCUCUUAUUUUUCUAAGGAAUUAAUAGAAUAGAAAAAUUAAGAACCCAUGCUGCGUUCAUACCCUAAAGGAUAUCUGGAUAUUACAGUUCAAAGGACCAUUUUGAAUAAAGUUGUGUCGAGCUCCAAUAGGAUACAAUGUCUACAUUUUAAAGACUUUCUUACUGUGUUACUUGCAAAUGCUUAUUGCUCAAAAAACACGUUUUUUGCAGAGAUAUCUUCUUUAUUUCAGGUAUAAGAAAGAUAGGACUACGAAAAUAUAUUAACACCUUCGUCGUUAACCCAGUUCUUUUUUGUUGGUUUCAUUACUCAGCCUUCAUCAACAUGACAACGCGUUAAGUUUUUAUCGAAAAUAAAAUGCCAGGGCCACAAAGGAAAUUACAUAAUUAUCUGGAACCUACAGGAAAGGCUAUUUUCGAACAUCAUGAAUGCAACACUUUGGCGCCUAGAAAUGACGUCAUUGUAAUAAGUCAAAUCGAGGCGCCGGGAUUCAUUCCGCUUUCAACUACUAGUCUUUAAAUCUAAAAUUACAAAGAAUACCGUACAGUCACCGACAUGUCGGUGAAUUACGCCGCUGGACUUUCACCUUAUGCGGACAAAGGUGUCUGCGGUCUUCCUGAGAUUUUUGAUGGUCCUGAGAAGUUGAAGACUAAGGUGGAGACCCUCGCUCAGCUGAUAAAAGACUCUGAGUACUUGGUUGUUCACACUGGAGCAGGAAUUAGCACUGCAGCAGGCAUCCCUGACUUCAGGGGUCCAAAGGGUGUGUGGACGUUAGAAGAAAAAGGUGAGACGCCUCAUUUUGACACAACAUUUGAAGACGCCAGACCCAGUUUGACUCACCUUGCCCUGUUGGGACUGCAGAGGGCAGGGUACCUCAAGUAUCUCAUCAGCCAGAAUGUAGAUGGCCUCCAUGUCCGAUCAGGCUUCCCCAGAGACAUGUUAUCAGAGCUUCAUGGAAACAUGUUUGUGGAGGAGUGUGAGAAAUGUGGCAGGCAGUACGUCAGAGAGAAAGUGAUUGGUGUGAUGGGGCUGAAACCGACAGGACGUUACUGUGAUGUGGUUCGCUCCAGGGGGCUCAGAGCCUGCAGAGGGAAACUCAUCAGCACUAUCCUGGACUGGGAAGAUGCUCUUCCUGACAAAGACCUAAACAAAGCAGAGGAUGCCAGCAGACGAGCAGAUCUGGCACUGACUUUGGGCACAUCCAUGCAGAUCAAACCCAGUGGGGACCUUCCACUCCUCACCAAGCGGAAAGGUGGAAAAGUUGCCAUAGUCAACCUGCAGCCCACAAAACAUGAUAAGCACGCACACCUGCGUAUCCAUGGUUACGUGGAUGAAGUCAUGACACAGCUGAUGGAGCUGCUGGGACUGGAUGUACCAAAGUGGGAGGGGCCAACCAUUUGUGAGAGCUCCACAGCCUCCAUUGAGUCUACCACUGAUGUCAAACCAACAAAGACAGAAACUGCAAAGGAGAAGGUGAAAAAGGACCUCAUUAAGGAGGAAAGAAAAAGAGAAGCACCAUCAAUAAUAGAAGAUGGAAGUGCUAAGGAGGAGACGGUGUCAGUAAAGAGGGAGAGAGCAGAAUCCCCAGUUGGGAUCAACGACAAGAACUAGCCUCAGGAUUUUUUUCUUCAAACAGUUUCAAAACACACAUUUCAGCUGAGAGCCCUCUGAUCAAUUUCCCGGAAGAAGCAGACUCGUCAUGUACUGUAGUGGUUUUGACGAUACAAGAUUUUUGUUUUUGCUUGAGCAGCAGUGUGCACCAGAUACUCAUCAGAAAACAUCCAUAAGAAGCAGAACUGACCAUGUGAUUGUGUUAAGGGUAAAGAGUGGGACUACAUUUGGUGGCUGUUUGAUCAGGAAGGUUUUCGUUUCUAUUUUUUUCUCAUCAGCCAAUGUAAAGUCCAUUACAUACUAGAACACAGAACACAGACCUCCGCCAUGGCUAAUAGCCUUCUUUUCUUGUUCUACAAAUUAUGUCCUAUGUUUUCCUCCUUUUUAGCACCGCAGUAACAAUAGGGUUGGUCAAUUUACUUUUUUACCUGUGACGAUAAUUACUUCCAAGUCAACCCGGGACUCCUUCAUAUUAAAAGAUAAAAUAAAAUAGCCCCAAAUGUUAUAUUCGGUUGUCUCACUGACUUUUAUUUGAUCAAAUUCAGAGAAAUCCAUCAGUGUAGAAGUGUGUAUCAACUGGUCGCCUUACUGUCAGUGGCAUCAUUUCAGAGCGACACAGGAUGUAUCAAACAUUGUAAAAAAAAAAAAAGAAUCAAGAGACCACUGGUUUUCCUGUAUACCAGUAUGUGCUGGAGUAAAAAUAAUACAAGAACAACAAUAAUAAUAAUAACUUUUUUAUUAUUUAUUGCUCCAAAAAUACCAAAUAUUGCAGCAUUUUCGGACCUCAAAUAAUGCAAAGAAAUUAAGUUCACAUUAAUUUCUAAACACCAAAAUACCAAUGUGAUGCUCCUGGCACAAAAUAUUUUUGUAUUUGUGAUCCUCAGUCUUUGGUUUGUAAAGGGGAUCCAGUCUAGAAGUUUAGAGACAUGGCUUAAUUUUUUUCAAGACUGUCUUUAUUGAGGUGCCUGUUAAAUUUUAGUUUGGUCAUGCAUUGUACUAUAUGUUUACAUUAUUUGGGAAAGGUAAUUGCGUAUUGUGCUGCCCAUUAAUUCUUUCAGUAUUAACUUCACUGAGGGACUUCUAGCAGCAGAACGUACAUACUGUGCACCUAAAGAGAGUGUAAACAAUCCCAGCCUACAACCUUUUGUAUGGAUUUGCUCCAAAUUCUUAGUUUUAUCCUCAGCUCAUUCAUAGCCUCUAACCGCAUUUCAUGAAAACAAAUGCAGUGUCGACAAACAGAGAAGCAAAUGGGAGUGAUCGCCUAUCCUCCAUGGUGAAGGUAAUUAGGUGAUGUAAAUGUUCUGCCAUUUUCUAGUAAAUUAAAUUAGUGUACAAGGACACGGCAAGGGAAAUAAUUGCAAAGGAGGAAAGAUAAAAUCUAGAGCACACCCUUAAAAAUAAAGCGUUCAAUAAGGAAUGUGGGGCUACUGCACAUUAUUAAUAGCCUCUGUACUCAGUGUGCUCCAAAUCUCGUCCCCGCAGAUGUUACCUUUUACAGCAACAAACAGGCCUGAAUUCAACUUCCAUUUUAAAACCAGCUAGAAGCAAACUGUAACACUCGGAAGACAUGAUUAAACUCCAUCUCUAAAUGUACAAACGGACUCUCUGCCUGGAGUGGCAUGUAUAAUUCCUUCUUUUUUUUUCUGGAUAAUGGGGCACCUGCUAGAGAUGGGCUAUAAGUGGAACAUGAUAACACUGUUUCUGAGAAAAAACAUUUUGAACUCAGGAAAAAAAAACAUUGUACACCAGAUGAAAGCCACUUUACUGUUUAUUCCUUUAGUAUAGUGAUUUGUUAAUAAAUGUGAAUUCCUAGUAGCUGGUGUGUGGGGUCUUGGUGUUGUGUAUUGUCUUGUAUGAUGGCUGUGGUGUGAACCAGUAGAAAGUAUCAUCAUGUUUGUCCUUCUUUAUGUUUUUCCAAGAAGCAAUUUAUAUCUUAGUAAUCAAUUGUAUAAUGAUUAAAUGGCAUGCACUGAGCUGUGCAUUAUGGAAUAUCCUCCACACACACAGA
Messenger RNA from Sphaeramia orbicularis (orbiculate cardinalfish), 3625 nucleotides. It is a transcript of the gene sirt6, whose product is annotated as sirtuin 6. The record is from RefSeq and is a predicted model, not a curated record. The transcript has 9 exons. Lineage: Eukaryota; Metazoa; Chordata; Actinopteri; Kurtiformes; Apogonidae. Gene Ontology annotation, cellular component: nucleus. Gene Ontology annotation, biological process: negative regulation of transcription by RNA polymerase II. Bases 562 to 1617 code for a protein of 351 amino acids. Gene Ontology annotation, molecular function: transcription corepressor activity; NAD+ binding; histone H3K9 deacetylase activity, NAD-dependent.